Messenger RNA from Microthlaspi erraticum, 1998 nucleotides. The record is from the annotation of a GenBank genome assembly. Lineage: Eukaryota; Viridiplantae; Streptophyta; Magnoliopsida; Brassicales; Brassicaceae.
AUGUCGAAAUCAAAAGCUCUCGCCUUCAUAAUCGCUGCUUUAGCUUACUACUCCCUCUUCUCUUCUUCACCAAAACCUCACUACCACUCCCUUUUCCUCUCCUCUUCCUUCUCCGACAACGCCUCCGUCGCCUUAAACCUCCGCACCCUCACGCGCCGCCCCCACGUGGCCGGCUCGGCGGCCAACGCUGAGGCAGCCGCCUAUGUUCUCUCCACCUUCAGCUCCUUUGCACUCAAAUCACACGUCGUCGCUUACCAUGUAUCUCUGACUUACCCACUUCAUCGCUCUCUGGUACUAACUCCCAGAGACUCUGCAAAGCCGAUCACUUUCGCGCUGGAACAAGAACAAGUCGGAGACAAUCCUUACGCGAAUGAAGUGACGCCUACUUUCCAUGGAUACGCCAAGUCAGGUAAUGUCUCUGGGCCGGUGGUUUACGCGAGCUACGGUCGAGUCGAAGAUUUCGUCGGCGUGAAUGCCUCCGGAGCCGUCGUAAUCGCGAGGUACGGGAAGAUCUACAGAGGAGACAUAGUGAAGAACGCGUAUAGAGCGGGAGCUGUAGGCGUGGUGAUCUACACAGACAAGAGAGAUUACGGCGGAGACGAGUGUUUUCCGGCGAGCAGAUGGAUGCCGCCGAGUGGGGUUCAAGUGGGUACCGUUUAUAACGGGUUGGGUGAUCCGACGACUCCUGGGUGGGCAAGCGUCGAUGGGUGUGAGAGAUUAUCGGACGAGGCCGUCGAAUUGGCCGGCGAUUCUCCGCAAAUACCUUCGCUGCCUAUCUCGGCGGCUGAUGCUGAAGUAAUUUUGAAGACUGUGGUCGGAGAUGUUGGGCCUGGACCUGGGAUCUUGAACCUGAGCUACAUUGGAGAAACUGUGAUAGCGAAGAUUGAGAAUGUGAUUGGAGUGAUUGAAGGAGAAGAAGAGCCUGAUAGAUAUGUGAUUCUUGGAAACCAUAGAGACGCUUGGACUUUUGGAGCUGUUGAUCCCAACAGUGGUACUGCUGUACUUCUUGAGAUAGCACAGAGACUAGAUAAGCUGCAGAAAAGAGGAUGGAGACCUCGACGGACGAUUAUUCUUUGCAAUUGGGAUGCUGAGGAAUAUGCUCUGAUUGGGUCAACGGAAUGGGUAGAAGAGAACAGAGAGAUGUUAGCUACGAGAGCAGUGGCCUACUUGAAUGUAGACUGUGCUGUAUCUGGCCCUGGAUUUCAUGCUUCUGCGACUCCACAACUCGAUGAGUUGAUAAAACAAGCGGCUCAAAAGGUCCAGGAUCCAGAUAACACAACGCAAACAAUCUAUGAAUCGUGGAUAAGAUCAAACAACUCUGGUGUGAUCGGAAGAUUAGGGGGUGGAGGAUCAGAUUACGCAUCGUUUGUUCAACAUGUUGGCGUUCCAUCUGUUGACAUGCUUUUCGGAGGAGGAUAUCCAGUUUACCACUCUAUGUAUGAUGACUUCACUUGGAUGGAAAAAUUUGGAGACCCCAUGUUUCAGCGACAUGUCGCAAUGGCUAGUGUUCUUGGUUUGGUCGCUCUUCGUUUAGCAGAUGAGGAAUUCUUACCAUUUAACUAUGUCUCCUAUGCAUCAGAACUCAAGAAAAGUGCGGAAGAUUUGGAGAAGGAGAAGUUAGGCCAUGGCAUUGAUGUUUCUCCGUUGAUCAAAUCGAUUCAAGAUCUAUACAAGGCUGCACAAGGGAUAAAUAUAGAGAAAGAGGGGAUUAAGGGAGCUUUGAAAGUGAGAGAGGUUAACGACAGAUUAAUGAUGGCGGAGAGAGCUUUAACAGACAGAGAUGGACUCUCUGAGAGGACCUGGUACAAGCAUUUGGUAUACGGACCGUCCAAGUACGAUGACUACGGAUCCAAGUCUUUUCCUGGAGUUGAUGAUGCUAUAGAUAAUGCUAAGAGGCUAAAGACCAAAGAGUCUUGGGGACAUGUUCAACACCAAAUCUGGAGAGUCUCUAGAGUUAUAAGACAUGCAUCACUUGUCUUAAAAGGUGACUUGAGAUGA